GCGAUUUUCAACAGAUAUUGCUUUUAUUUUUUUGCCUGUGAAGUCCUCUCAAGUGAGUGAUAGAGAGAGAGAGAGAGUGAGAGACGGACUCCUCUAAAGCCUCUAAAAAAUACAAAAGAAAAAGAUAAAGAAAAACACCGGACAUGGAUAAAUCAGCGGCCACGAACUCGGCCACUGCCGAUGGCCAAAACGAGGCAACAGCAGCAGCAGCUGGGUGUGGCAGCAGCAGCAACAACAACGCCAGCAGCAGCAGUGGUAGCAGCACCACCAGCAACAACAACGCCCUGCAGCGUUUGGCAACAACAACAACAAGUGCCGUUGUGGCAUCCCCAAUGACGACGAUCAACCUGAACAUCAGCACCACCACCGGCGGCAACUUCGGCGUCAGCGUCGAGCCGCACAUCAGCGUCGAGAGUCUGAAGAAGAUCAUCGCCAAGAAGCUCAAGGUGGCCAAGGAUCGCAUCUGUCUGCUGCACCGCGAGAAGGAACUUCAGGAUGGCACGCUCAGAGAUCACAACUUAAUGGACGGGUCCAAGAUCAUUUUGAUCCCAAAUGUGGAAACUGGUUUAUUGGCUCAGCGUCCCGAGAAUACGGUUAUGCAAGCGCUGGAAUCGCUUAACGACUCGCAGGUUAAUGACUUCCUCAGCGGCAAGACACCGCUCAAUCUGAGCAUGCGGCUCGGCGACCACAUGAUGCUCAUCCAGCUGCAGCUGAGCACGGUUAAUCCGGCGGGUGGCGGUGGUGCCACAGUGUCUGCGGCCACAGGUGGUUCCACCACCGCUGCCGCCACCACAACGUCAUCGUCAUCGGCGUCUGCAAUGCCAGCUGGCACUGGCUGCUCCACCGGCACAUCCUCAUCCUCCUCCUCGUCGUCGGCUGUGCUGGCGGUGGCAGGAGGAAGCGGAAGCGGAAGCACCGGAACCGGUGGCGCCACCACCUCCUCAUCCUCAUCAUCCACUUCAUCUUCGUCGAGAACACGCUCAUCUGGCCAGCGAUCAAGUGGAAGAAUCGGACAUGGCCACGUGCACAGCCACCAGCAUCCGAGCCUGCAUGCCGCCAACUGGCAUGGACAUGGUCAUGGACACGGGCACAGCCAUGGCCACGGGCAUGGGCAUCAUCAUCACCAUCACCACCACCAUCACCACCAUCAUCACAACGCCUCGGCGGUGGCUGCGGGCAGCGGCGGUGGGAUGUCCUCGCUGCGCAAGAUGUACGGCGAUUUGCCCAGCUCCUCGGGAGCAGCUAAUUCGGGGGCAGGAACCGCCGGCGCCGGCACCACCGGGCAGGCCCAGAACGGACCCGAUCUCACCAAGCUGCUGAUCAAGGGCGGCAUCCAGAAUAUCGUCAAGAGCUUCGCCCUCAAGGAUGCACGACCUGUGGCCUCCAAUGGCGGCGGAGGAUCAUCAAGUCCGGGCAAACCCCCGCUGGAGCCCUCGCCCAUCAAGUCGCUGUCGAAUCUCGUGUCCAGUCCCAUCAAGAUGACGGCCAUCAAGAACAUUCCCCUGCCCACGACGGCUGCCGCCUCGAGUUGCAGCUGCAGCUCCGCCGCCGCCUCCAGCCCGUCUUCUUCUGCUUCUUCCAGUGGUGCCUGCACCGCCGGCGGCUGUCAGCAGGAUCCCAUAGCCGCCAAGCUGACCUCGUGCCUGUGCACGCGCCUGCCCACGCCGUCGGUGGUGCCUCCGCUGGUGGCCCCUCCCGCCUCCGCCGCUGCUCCGGUGGGCAGAUCUGCAUCAGGAGCCACCAGUUCGCCGGGGAAGUGCCCCGAGUCGAGUUGCGGCGGUGCGAAUGCCGGAUUUGCGGCACGUUCAACGGGCGCUGGAGUCACCUUCUCGGGGAAUUCGAUGCUGCACAAGACGGGCAAUAACCGCAUCACCAGGACCAAGCAUCGUCACUACCAUGGACAUGGCCACAGUCACGGUCACAGCAGCAGUAGCCACUAUUACCACCACAGCUGCGCCGGCAACCAGUCGUCGGUUAAUGCAGCCGCCAUUGCCUCGUCUUCCUCAUCCUCCUCGUCUUCCUCGUCGUCGCGUCGCAAGCUGGAACAGGCGAUGGCAGCAGCAGCAGCAGGAGGAGCAUCAUCAUCAGCAGGAGGAUCAUCAGCAGGAUCAGGAGGCUCAACAGCUAGCACCAGCACAGCUAGCGAACCCGAGGACUCGCUGCUGGGCGUGUCGGACACCAGGACUCUGGCCGAGGCCUCGCGGAAUCUCACCCAGACACUGCGCAAACUCUCCAAGGAGGUGUUCACCCACAAGAUCGAUCUGUCCGGCGCCGGCGUGGUGAGCAGCAGCAGCCGCAGCUCGAGCAGCGGUGGAUCCAGCGGAUCCAGUGCAUCCAGUGGAGCCAGUGGCGAGGAGCCGACGCGCAAGGGCGGCUCGGGAGCCGUCAUCGAGUCGAUGAAGAACCACGGCAAGGGCAUCUACUCGGGCACCUUCUCGGGCACCCUGAAUCCGGCGCUGCAGGAUCGCUAUGGGCGGCCCAAGCGCGACAUCUCGACGGUGAUUCACAUUCUCAACGAUCUGCUGAGUGCCACGCCGCAAUAUGGUCGAGGUGCGCGCAUCAGCUUCGAGGCACCGACCACGGGAUCCUCGGUAUCGGGUUCGGGAUCCUCCGGCAGCAGUGGCUCCUCCUCGACGAACUCCUCCAGCAGCGGGAUGCAUCAUGGGUCGCGCAGCAAAGUGUACUCCUCGAAGCAUCACAACUGCGCCAAGUGCAACAGUCGCGCCCAGCAGCAACAGCAGCAGCAGUCGGCUGCUCUGGCCAGCGGCGGCUGCUCCUUCCGUGACUGCCCCAGCUAUCACUCCAGCUCCUCCAAGGCUUCCGCCAGCUCCAAGUCCUCCUCGCACAGCUGCUGCCAGGCGGAGUCGCCCAGCAGUUUGGUCAGCAGUCAGAGCAACGGCUGCAGCUGUCGCUACCGGCGGGAUGAUAACCAGGGUCAAGGAGAGCGCGAGCGGGAGCACACGUGCCAGAAGUGCACCGUGGAGCUGGCCAACAUGAAGACCCGCUCGAAGAUGGACCAGCUGCGCCUGGUGAUGCAGCAGCACAAGCAGAAGCGGGAGGCGCGCAAGCUGAAGAGCGGUCCCUAUGCCACGCCCGCCGCAGCCUCGGCGGCUGGAAGCCUCUCCUCGUCGGCCGCCGGCGGAGGAGUACAGUACAGUGCCGUGAGCGCCCUGGUGGCCACGCCACUGCAACCAGCUGCUGGAAAAGCUGCACCCGCAAGCAACAACAGCAGCAGCAGCAACACCAAUGCCAGCAACAGCAACACUUCGACGGCACCCGCAACAGCAGCAACGGCAGCCGCAGCAGCAGCAACAGCUGCAACAGCAGCACCGCCCAGCGAAGUGUCGCCCAACCACAUUGUCGAGGAGGUGGAUACGGCGGCCUAAAGGCAGCGGCGCCAUCAGCCAGAGCUGCUGACCCUAUCCUAUUUUGUAGCAUUUACUAGUUUACGCAGCAGCAACAAAGAAAGAAGAGCAGACGAGAGAUGAAGGAUAACAAGAGAAACUAGAACCACAACUAAAGCUUAUAUUAAUCUAGAGUUAGUGCUGAACAACACCAAUUCUUAAGUUCGAGGGCCGCUCGUUCAGUUUUCCCACCUUUAAAUAGAGGCAAAGGGAGGAGAAUAUGCAAAAGGAGCACCCGGAAAGUCGAAAGUCGAUAAGCUGUUAAAUUAAUUUUAAGACCUUUAAAAAACAAACAAACUCGCUUCGGUCCAAGCUAAUUAUUUUGGAAGCACAUGGAGCGGAGAGAACAAAUGAAUCAGCUGCUGGAGGCGAAAUCCUUUAAUGUUUUGUAAAAUAAAUUUAGUGAAAUUUGUUGUGUGCAACCCAGGCAAACGCAAAGUUGAGCAAUUAACAAUUUGAAUCGCAAAAGAAAGAAAUAUGAAGAAGGGAAAGAAGUAAUAAUGGAAAUGAUUAAUACAUAGAAUUAAAUGUAAAGCGUAUGCACAGACUAUGCUGAGUGAAAUUGUAAGCCAAAGCGGUGGCAAAUUUUGGUUGAACUAAAACGGAAUUUAGAUUUAAUUUUAGACACACCAAAUCAAAUCGAACACACAAUCACACACACACACCUGGCUUUGGCAGCUUUAUGUUAUGUUUAACUUUAGUAACCGACGAGCUGCAACUGCAGCUGCGAAGUGGCGCUUUAACCUAAUUUGCCUUAAUAGAAAAUCGUUUUUCACCUAUUUUUUUUGUAUACUUUAUCACCAAGAAUGUGUUUCGAAACGCGCCGGGAAAGACGAGCGACGAAUUGAAUUUUGUUCACCAACAACACACCUAUACUAUUGAAUUAGUUAGUAAGACUAUGUUUUCUAUUCAUUUUACACCUAUAAUUAUGAAUUACACGCAUAAAUAUUAAUUACUGAUUGGAUUAGCUUAAGUUGCGCAACAGAAGCGUCUAAGUAGAGUUAUAAUUUAAACACAAGCAAUUACUUUUUUUUGUCCUACACCUACUAUUACCCAAAUACCCAAUUCAAAUAAUGCAAUUAGUUGUAGGCGAGUUUAACUUUUGAGUUGGUUUCAUUUGUCUUUGCCUUGUGUGCACCACAACACAACAAUACUUGAUUUCAAUAAAUGUUUAGUAAAUGGUUUAGUUAACUAAUUUCCUUUGUUUAUUAUUUUGGAUUUUUGGUUCUUUUUUUCAUUGUUAUUUUUCAGCUUAUUUUCGGGCUGCAUAUUGUGCAAUACAAAAUACAAAACACACUCGUAAACGAAUAGGAGAACGAAUGAGCAAGUGACCAUCAAGCAUUUUGAUUUGAUUGACUCUUUUAGAAAUGAUGUGCCAAUUGCAAAUACAAAACAUAUGCGUAGAUAUGUGGAACCUUAGUAAGAAUUGUAAAUUAUAUAUAUUAGCCUAUAUAUAUAUCCUUCUCACACACACACACUCGACGAAGGGCGAGGAGUAUCGAACUAAUUGAAACUUUUUAUCAAAGAAAACCCCAACUUGACAAACAUAUAAAGGCAUCAGAAAAUGAAAAAAUGAGAAAAUGUGUUUGUAAGUCGUAGUAGUAAUUAAGUGCUAAGUAAAAGUUAUGUGCAAUUUAUACAAACAUCCGUUUCUGUUUCUAUAGUUUCCCUUCUAUACCCCCAUUAAUCCAUUCUAUCUAUACAUAAAGCUUUCCAUUUAUCUCUACAUAACGAAUCCGAUAGUUAUAUUAGCAUUAGGAGACGCAUAAGUUCGAUGUACGAUAACAAAUAUAGAAAUAUAGAAUUAGGCUUAGACGAAGGGCACCAAAGGCAGGAUAUAUCGAUAAGAAUGAGGAUAAUGAGAAAGAGAAAGGAUAAAAGGACAGAAGCAUUGGAUUGUGGAAAUCGGAAGACGGAGGAACGCUGAGACGGCUUUGCAAGGGCAUUACUUUGGUUCAGACGGGAUUUUGGUUAGAUUGAUUGAUUCAGAUUUGGAUUCGGACUCGGUUGGAUAAUUUCAGCAUAUCUGCGUGAUUUUCUAACAAGUACAAACACACAAACGAUGAGAUUUUUUACAUAUAUAACAUAGUUCAAAUAUUUACACACACCCCCAAUUCACUCGAUAAGAAAUUGAACCCAAAACAUAUGCGCAAUAUUUGCUGAAAACGAAGAGAGAAUGAAACACUUACAACUUUUGAAUUGUAAGCUAAAUUAAAUUUUUGUCUCACUCAUUUUGAAUAGUUAAAAUUUAUCCAAAAUAAAGUCCCAGGCCCAAAAAACUCGUAUAUAUAUUCACACAUAUAGAAAGACAUAUAUAUACACAUAUAUUUUUGAAUUGACAUUUUGCGUCUUUUUUGUUGACAUCUUCUAAAUCUUAAAAAAAAAACUAUUAUCAAAGCAAAAUUAAUGAAAUUAGCUAAAUUAUUACAGGCCCUUGAGCUGAGUAACGGUUGAGAACAUCGCAACUGUAAAUCGAUAAUGUUUCUCCACUCGCGUUCCCCACAAACUUAAAAAACGAAAAAUGUAUAAAAACGAUGUAGAGGAUCCAGGAUAUUGGAGAAAGUUUAUAUGGUAACCAAUAGUUGUUAAGUGGGUUCGCAUCGGGCGAACUUAGAUAAAUUUUAAUGCAGCUUCUUGAGGGCUUCUAAGUAAGCAGAACACAUAAAUGCCCCAAUCUCCAACAAAUGGGGUUCUAGGAGCUGAAAAAUUAGCAGGCGUUUGACAUCAAACAGAGUUGAAUCGAAUGCAUUUCAAUGACUUUGUCGGUUGUCAUUGGCAUGGAAAGCGGAAGCGGAAAUGGCGUCGCCAUUCUUUUUUUUGGGAAAGUGCACAUUAACACACACACAUAUAGAACAAAAAGUACGAAUAAGAUGCAAAAUUAAUGGGAAACUUGUUUGUCAUAAAAAUCCAAUUUUGAUUGUUGUGUGUGCAGAUUAAAUGACCGUGAACAUAUUACUUAUAUACACAAAUAUAUAUAGAUGCAUAUACAUAUAGAUAUACACACUUUGCCAUAGCCAAAACCGGAAAAAUAAAAAAUGAACUCGGAAAAGAAGUUGGAAAUCAAUUUCUUACAAUUGCAUGUAUAAAAUGAUACAAAGUAAGCAAAUGAAACAAUGCAAGUAAAAGUAUUCGUCAAUAAACAUUAUUUCCAAACACA
Molecule: messenger RNA, 6561 nt
Organism: Drosophila takahashii
Lineage: Eukaryota; Metazoa; Arthropoda; Insecta; Diptera; Drosophilidae
Gene: stx
Product: ubiquitin-like domain-containing protein stuxnet
Cellular component (GO): nucleus
Molecular function (GO): protein binding
Source: RefSeq, a predicted model, not a curated record